This is a messenger RNA of Culex pipiens pallens (northern house mosquito), 3336 nucleotides long. RefSeq names its product mediator of RNA polymerase II transcription subunit 25 (gene MED25). NCBI's taxonomy places the organism in Eukaryota, Metazoa, Arthropoda, Insecta, Diptera, Culicidae. Gene Ontology annotation, biological process: positive regulation of transcription by RNA polymerase II. The transcript is spliced from 6 exons. Gene Ontology annotation, cellular component: mediator complex; transcription regulator complex. The record is from RefSeq and is a predicted model, not a curated record. Bases 130 to 3198 code for a protein of 1022 amino acids.
AUCGAUGUUGCCGAAUGGCCAACAUUGGUCUCAAGUGCUAAUCAAUUGAAAAGUGAGGUGAAAUUCAGACUUUAUUUUCUGUUUAGUGUUUUUCUUUCCGAUUUCGGGAACGUUCCUCAAAUCGCCGAAAUGUCCUCGGAGAUUCUGUUCGUGAUCGAGGGCACCGCCAUCAACGGGGCGUACAUCAACGACAUGAAGAGCAACUACAUCAUCCCGACGCUGGAGUACUUUUCCCAGAGCACCGUCGGCGACUGUUUCGAUGGCUACGCCACCGACAAGAACGGCAACCAGUACGGCGUGGUCACGUACAAGACGGCCCAGAGUCUGCCCGGGGUGUGCUGCACCACGUUCGGCCCGUACAACAGUGCCCACAAGGUGCUCGGCGCCAUCGACCGGCUCGAGCUGAGCGGUGGCAAGAGCGAGUCCAACGCCAACCUGGCCGAGGGCCUGGCCACCGCCCUCGUCUGCUUCGACGACUUUGACGAGAUGCGCGAAAACACCGGCCAAAAGGUGCACAAAUACUGCAUCCUGAUCGCGGCCAGUUCCCCCUACUCGAUGUACGUCACCGAGUGCUACGCGUACGAGAACAAGAACGUCGAGCAGCUGGUCGCGCUCUUCCAAGAAAAAAACAUCAAUCUCUCCAUCAUCUCGCCCCGCAAGAUCCCAAUUCUGUUCAAACUCUUCGAGAAAUCCGGUGGCGAUCUUAGCUCGUCCAGUAUUAAAAACUACUGCAAAGAUCCGCGCCACCUGGUCCUGCUGAAAGGGUUCAGCCUCAAGGAACGGCCCGUGAGUCCGCCGGUCAACAAUGCCAACAACGCGGGCGCGAACCAUAAUCAGGUGGGAAGUAUGCCCUCGCCGAAUCCGAACCAACAGCAACAGCAGCAGCAGCAGCAGCAACAACAGGUUCAACAGCAGCAGCAGGUUAACAAUCAGCAGAACGUGAUGGACGGAGUUCCGGGACAGCAGCAGCAGCAGCAGCAGAUGAUGGGCGCGGGAAUGGGUAACAACCAGGCCGCCCUAGCUGGAAUGCGCGGCCCGAUGGGCAAUCCCCAGCAGCAACAACAACAACAGGUUCAACAGCAGCAACAACAAGCAGUCCUCCAGCAACAGUUGCAACAACAGCAACAACAACAAUGCCGCAUGAACUUCAACCCGAACCACAUGGGCAACCCCAACCAGAUGGGCUUCCCCAAUCAGAUGCCAAACCAGCAGCAGCAGCAAGGCGGCGUCGGUGGCAUGAACUACCAGCAACAACUCCAACAACAACAGCAGCAGCAGCAGCAACAACAACAAAUGCGCUGGAUGGCUCCGCCCCAAGCCCAACCCGGCCGUAACUUUAUGCAACCCGGCAUGAACGGCAAUCCGCAGCAGAAUCCCCAACAGCAGCAGCAGCAACAACAACAGCAGAACCAAAUGCUGGGCAACAACGGCGGUCAGCAGCAGUCCAACUCGGUGUUGAUUUCCCAACUGACCACGCCACCCCACGGCAUGAACGCCCAGCAGAUGAACCAGAUGAACAACCCUCGCAUGCAGAUGCAGUUCGUGAACAACUGUCUGCAAGGGCAGGGUCAACCCAACCCGCAACAGCAACAGCAGCAGAACAUGAUGGUUCAGCAACAAAACAUGGCCCAGCAGCAGCAAAUGUUGCAGCAGCAGCAGCAGAACAUGCAAAACCAAAACAUGCAGAAUCCGAUGGGCGUCCCGGGUGGACAAAUGGGCGGCCAGAUGAUCGGCGCCAACCAGCAGCAGCAACAACUCCAACAACAGCAGCAAGCUGCCGUCAUGAACAGCCAGCAGCAGAUGGGCGGCGCCGGCGGAGCUAACCCACAACAACAGCAACAGCAACAACUCCAACAACAGCAAAUGGUUCCCGGUGGUCCGGGUGGGCAGCAGGUUCCUGGCCAAGGACAAGGGCAAGGCCAACCCCAACAGCAGCAGCAGCCUCAGCAACAGCAAAUGGGAGGAGCAGUUCAAGGUCAGCAGCAGCAAACGCCGAAUCAGCAACCGCGGGAGCGCAUCUGGAACGGAAUGCUGGAGUGGAUCGAGAAGCCGAACAAGAACGAGGCGACCAAGGUGUCGCGGCAGGUGCCCUGUAUGGUGACGGCGAACGUCAAGGAUGGGGAGCCGGAAAUCAAAGCGGACAACUGGCCACCACGUCUGAUUAUGCAGCUGAUGCCGAAGGCCCUGGUCGGCAGUGCCGGUGGCCAGUACAUCAAGGAGUCCAAAACGGUGGUGUUCAUCCCGCAGCCGUGCGACGCCCUGGAAGCUCUCUCCAAGGUUAUGGGUUCCGGAUUUGCCGGUUGCGUCCACUUUACAACUUCACCGAGCUGCGACAUCAAGGUGCUGAUCCUGCUGUACACCGCCGAGAAGAAGGCCUACCUGGGCUUUAUCCCGAACAACCAGGCCGCGUUCGUGGACCGGCUGAAGAAGGUCAUCAUGCAGAACAAGAACAUGCAGGCGGCGAACCAGCAGCAGGCUGGGGGUUCCGGAAUGGGGGCGCAGAUGAUCCAGGCCGGGAUGAACCCUCAACCCGGACAGCAGCAGCAGCAACAGCAACAACAGCAGAAUCAACAGCAGCAACAAAAUCAACAGCAGGUUCAGCAGCAACAGCAGGUCGUUCAGCAGCAGCAGGUUAAUCAGCAGCAGAUGAUGGGUGGCCCCGGAAUGGGCGGACCCGUUCCGGGUCAGAUGGUUCCCGGGGGGAUGCAGCAAGGUCCCCGGAUGGGGGGAAUGGUUAAUCAGAUGCAGCAAGAUCAGUUCUACGGCAAUCAGAUGGGCAAUCAGCAGAUGCAGGACCCGAGUAUGCAAAUGUCCCAGCAGGAGCAGUACAAAAUGCUACUUCAACAGCAGCAGCAGCAGCAGCAACAGCAACGCAACAUGGGCGGUCCCAUGGGAAAUAUGGGGAUGAACGUCGGCCUGCAGAACCAGCGCAUGAUGCGACCGGUGCUGUCCAACAACCCGGGUCUGCGCCACCUGCUCCAGCAGCAGCCAAAUCCGCAGUUCCGCCAGCAGAUGGCCAACAUGGGCGGUGGUGGUGGCGGUGUUGGUGGAGUAGGUGGCGUCGGAGUGGGACCCAACCCGAUGGGACAGAUGGGUGGAGGGGCGGUCGGAGGGGUGGUUCCCCAGCAGCAGCAGCAACAGCAGCGGCCCAACCCGAACCAGGCCCCGUUCGAUGAUGCGAACUUUGAUUUUAUGUAAGUUUAAGCGGAGCGGUGAGUUAUGAAAUUAUGCUAUUUUUGUUUUAUGAUUUUGACUUUCGAUAUACAACCGUUUCUAUAAGAAUAUCAAAUAUUUAUGUAAGCGCAAAAGUUACUAUCAAAACAGUAUAUCUCGUAA